GGCCCCGCCGCCGCCGUCGCCGGGCCCUCAGCCAUGUCGGCCGAAGAGAUGGUGCAGAUCCGCCUGGAGGGCCGCUGCUACCCGGUGAGCAAGAGGAAGCUGAUCGAGCAGAGCGACUAUUUCCGCGCGCUCUACCGCUCCGGCAUGCGCGAGGCGCGGCGCCCCGAGGCCGGCGGCCCGGAGGUGCAGCAGCUGCGCGGCCUCAGUGCCCCGGGCCUGCGCCUGGUGCUUGACUUCAUCAAUGCCGGCGGGGCCCGCGAAGGCUGGCUGCUGGGCCGGCCGCGCGACAAGGGCGCCGGGGCGCCGGAGGAGCCUGAGGAGUUGGAUGAGGGCGGCCUGCUGUCGGAGUUGGUGGAGGCAGCCUCCUUCCUGCAGGUCACGUCCCUGCUGCGGCUGCUGCUGUCCCAGGUGCGCCUGUCCAACUGCCUGGAGCUCUACCGCCUAGCGCAGGUGUACGGGCUGCCGGACCUGCAGGAGGCCUGCCAGCGGUUCAUGGUCGUGCACUUCCACGAGGUGCUGUGCAAGCCCCACUUUCACCUGCUGGGCGAGCUCAGUCUGAAGCAGAAGCUGCGGGAGGACCGGCUGAGAGGGACGCCCGUGUUGGUGGCCCUGGGAGACUUCCUGGGUGGCCCCUUGGCCCCACACCCUUACCAAGGGGAGCCCCCGUCCAUGCUCAGAUAUGAGGAGAGGACGGAGCGGUGGUUCCCUCUGGCCAACAACCUGCCCCCGGACCUGGUGAACGUACGGGGCUAUGGGUCAGCCAUUCUGGACAACUACCUCUUCAUUGUGGGCGGAUACAGGAUCACCAGCCAGGAGAUCUCAGCGGCCCAUUCCUACAACCCCAGCACCAAUGAGUGGCUCCAGGUGGCGUCCAUGAACCAGAAGAGGUCGAACUUCAAACUUGUGGCUGUCAAUUCAAAACUCUACGCCAUUGGUGGGCAGGCCGUUUCUAACGUUGAGUGUUACAAUCCUGAGCAGGAUGCAUGGAAUUUUGUGGCCCCCUUACCAAACCCUCUGGCUGAGUUCUCGGCAUGUGAGUGUAAGGGGAAGAUUUAUGUCAUUGGAGGCUACACCACAAGAGACCGCAACAUGAAUGUCCUGCAGUACUGCCCAGCCGCCGAUGCCUGGACGCUCUUUGAGACGUGUGAUGUGCACAUCCGCAAGCAGCAGAUGGUGUCGGUGGAGGAGACCAUCUACCUGGUGGGCGGCUGCCUACACGAGCUGGGCGCAGCCCGCAGGAGCAGCCAGAGCGAAGACAUGCUCACCGUGCAGUCCUAUAACACGGCCACUCGGCGCUGGUUGUACCUCAAGGAGAACACGUCCAAGUCAGGCCUGAACCUGACAUGCGCGCUGCAUAACGAUGGCAUCUACAUCAUGAGCAGAGACGUCACCCUGUCCACCAGCCUGGAGCACCGCGUCUUCCUCAAGUACAACAUCUUCUCCGACAGCUGGGAGGCCUUCCGGCGCUUCCCGGCCUUCGGACACAACCUCCUGGUGUCCUCCCUCUACCUGCCCAAUCACACAGAGGCCUGACUACCUGCCAGGGUCUGCGCAAGGAUGCUAGGCAGCACCCAGGGUAAAGGAGGCCCGUCUCCAAAGAGAAAAGAGGGCUGUCAGCCUGUCACGGGGACCACAGCUGUUAACAAGCUUCCCUCAACAAAUGACUUGAAAACUUGGGGGACCAGAGACCAACUUUUUAAUUUUCGAUUUUUUCCAUGCUGGGAACACAUUCACGAUAAUGUUUUCAUUCAAGUAUCACCCCCUUGGGCCAGUGACUGAGUCUGAUGGGUCCUGUUAGUAGAUUCAUGGAGUCUGCUUAGUCACUUAGUGAGAGACCAAAGUCAGAAACGGGUGCAAGUGGUCAGAUGAUCUUAAAAUCAGUUUUAGUUAGGUCACUUGAAAUAUCUGUGUGAGAUUUUUGUUGUUGGUAUUAAUUUAGUUGGCAGGUAUUUACAUUAUUUUCCCCUCCCUUCUUCCAUUCAUACCCAUUUCUGCCUGUAGUGUUCUUAGACUAGGGUUCUAUGGUCAGAUUUUUACACACCACUUUCCAGGGAACUUACACUGAUAGGGAUCAUUGCAUGCAAAUAUCCAGUCCUGCCAAAACUUGCAUUUAAACAUUCUCAACUGUUUUUCCAGUCUUUUUGGCAAUUUCAAAAUGCUGAGUAAAUGGGCUGAUAUCACCUCUUUUGCUGAAGUGACAGAUUGCAGACUUACCUGGUCAGAUAUAUUGCAUUGCUAGGGGUCUGUUACGUAAAAGAUAUAUUGUCUAAAAGUAUGGCUAUAUAUAUAUAUAUAUAUAUAGAUAUAUAUAUAUAUAUAAUCUUAUAUAUACACAUACACACACCUGCAUGGACUUAUGUAUAUAGGCUUAUGCAUGUGUGUGUGUGUGUGUAUAUGUAUAAAGUUGAGUCUUAAAUAGGAAGAGGAGGAAGCACCAAAUGAGAAAACAAAUUGUCUUUGAAGAGUUAGGUUUAUUGAAUCUAUUUGACUUAGUUCUAUUAAGAUUGAAGGCAUUAUCAUGCUUAAAUCAAGCCCUUUUUUAAUUGAACCUUUGCCUUUAACUUACAUUUUGCUUUUGUGGGGUGAGGUGAGUUGAGCUGUGAAAUUCUGUCUGUAGAGAUGGGAGGAAGCCCAUAGAGGAAUGGCUCUGAGGGUAUUUCUGAAAUUCAAUUCUGGUUCCACUUUCGAGCCCAGCUCAUGCAGUAUUUAUCCUCAGUAAAUCAGUGAGCAAUGAAGAGGAGCUUCUGCCCAUCAUAGGUCAGCAUUUCUGUAAAAAUAUAUACACAUACAAGCAUUAUAUUUCCAUUGAAAAUUGCUUCCUGAAAUUCCCCAAACUUUGUAAAGGAGUCAGUUGAAUUGUGAGCUGGACUCCGUCUUUCAUUCUAACAUCCCAGUUACAUAAAGUUGAGAAAGUCCCACAGAAAGGCAAGAGCAACAUCCACACAUUCAGUACACGCUUCGGAUGCCUUGGGUGCCGCCAGUCUGCAUUGUCGGUGCUGCUGGGGGAUGGGGAGCGGGUCCUUCCAGAGUCCUUCAGUUUCCACAGGGAACACCACAUGGUGUCCGUACAACCAAGGCCUCCUGUUAUUUAAUGUAAGGGUCCAGCUGUAUUACAUUUGCACUGCUUUUCAAGAAUACUUGUAUUAGGUAAAAUGAGGAAAGCCUUUAAGGUGGAUGUGAACACAGAUCUUUGUAUCUUGUCUCUAAUAACCCUACCACCACUCUCCUUAAGACACUAUUUAAGGCUUUCUAAGUGGAUCCCAGUUAUUCAGAUAUUUAACCCUUUCUUCCCCCAAACUGAAAUCUUCCUGGGAAUGGUACUUUAACAGUAGUUAAAUAUUAAUUUAUAUUCAUUAUAGACUUGAAUUCUCAGUACUCAUAAUUUCAUGACACAUAUGUAAAAGUAUAAUUUAUAUUAGAUAUUGUUAAUUAUUUUGCUCAGAGGUUAACUUUCAUAAGGUUUAUCCUUACCAAUUCAGGAAAUUCUAGUACUAGUCAGGUGAAUUAGUACUGGAUAAACAAUUGGAGCAGAGUUUUUAAAGUAAGCACAUCAUGCAAAAUGCAGUAUUAUUUCCAGUUAUCACUUUUCUCUCUGAUAACAUUCUGUGGGUCUACUUUCCCAAUGUCAACAACUAGAUUCUUGGACCACAUGAAGGCAUAGUCUGAUCCACAAAGGUCUUUUUGAUAUGUGUGUAUGUGCGCAAGUGUGUGUGUGCGCGCAAGUGUGUGUGUGCUGGCCUGUUACAGCUCUAAGACACAGACUUCUAAAACGGCCUUAUUACUCCAUCUGCUAGCUGUGUGUGGGCCAGAUGGAGUGUGCAGCAGGAAGAGAUUCAUGCAUGUGGACAUCUUCCUUCCUCUGUGGACAUCAAGUCUGUUGACAUUCGAGGGUGAUUUUAACCCUGCUUUGAGCUCUUCCACGUGACAUUCCAUAGAAGACUACCCAUGAGGGAGGCAAUGUUCCAUUUAAAAUCUCCCCUGUCCCCCAGGCCUUUGGUCUUGUAAUAGUCUUUCCUUUUAUUCCCUUCUCUAAAUGCUUUAUCCUUCUUUUCUGAGGUGCUUUCAGGUGUUCUGACUUUCACGAGGAAGAGAGGAGUUUCUGGGACCCCCAGUGGGAGCUGCCCUGCAGAAAUCAUGUGUUUUGCAGAGAAUAAUUGGAAGGCGAGUGAGUGCUGAGUAGAUUAGUAGAAGGAGUCUGUUGGGUUCUCCGUCAUUCCUUCUGGUUUUCCUUUCAACACCCUUCAUAUCUGGUGACAUUUUUCUGAUGACUGUGUGAGAGUCCAUUAUUUCAACAGUUUGUAACAAUGAACUACUGAGAAGUUUAUGGAUAUUAGAAAGAAACCUGAUUAAGCAUGAAUACCAAAGAGAAUGGAACCCUGUCAUUGCUUUUGAACCAAAAUUGCAUAACUCCAAAUGCCUUAGGUAUCACUUCAGGUUGUCCUGUGUAGCCUCUGCUGGUUCUCUGCAAAGGGAGUGAUAAAGUAAAAAAAAAAAAAAAAUGCCUAUUCUCUUUCAACAAAGUUACUCACUGAGAUGGUGGAGGCAGUGUCUGCAGAUUUCCAGGUACAGUUGGAACCCCACCUGCAUGGCCACCAAUUGAGGAGAAAGGCCAUGCCCUGCUCAGCCAGCAUAUUGUGAGCAGCAGCUUCCUGCAGAGCCCCCAAGAGGCUGCAGAACCACAGAAAAGGACAUGGGUGAGUUGUUGGCUGCCUCUCUCCUAGACCAGGGCUGGGGAGCACAUCACACCUGUGCCCACAUCUGCCAAGGAGGCAUCACAUGUGGGUGUCAUACCUUUCCUCUGGACCAGGACUGUUUCCAAAUCCAUGUCACCAGUGUCUCCAGGCAUUCAUUACCUGUCCCCUGAAGUAGACAGUGCCUCAGAAGAGUGAAUGAAUCUGGUGAGUAAAUACCAUUCCCAGUGGCUGAAGACAGGAAGUUGAUUCAGUUCAGCUUCUUGGUUCCCAGAAAACCUGCUGAGUGUCAAUUCCUGUGUAAGACGACGCCAAGACCAGGGAUACAGACACAAAUAAGCCGCUGCAUCUGCCACUGAGUUGGUGUUCACCACAGUUGUGACUAGACCACCAUUCUGGAAGAUGCCCCCUUUCGUCAGGCACCCUGUUCUGUCCUGGUCUAGUCUGUCCACCACUUCAUUGUUUACUAACAAUUGCCAUGACCCGGCUUUUCUCAGAAUUUGGCUGUCACAUCCUAUAUUUGUAUUUUUCAUAAUACUUUUCUCCUCACUACUCAUAGUUUUCUGCAUACCUCAUUUUCCUGAGAAAAUCAUAUAUAUCACCUAUUUAAAAAUACCUAGAUAAGGCACCAUGGCCUUUGGAGCUAAGGGCUUAGCAGCUUGAUCACAUGACAAAGAGGAGUGAAGCCUGGGUGGUAAGUCCUGGGAGAGGCAGGCUGGUUGCAUGUGCAUUUAAACCUAUGCCUUUAAAACACAUCCACACGCAGUAUUAAUAAAAGUUCCUUAAGGCACAAGUCCUGUCUCAAAAGUUGGUUGAUUUUGACUUUGUGAUUUUAAUUACCAAAAGGUAUUUUGUCAUUCUUAGGUUUCCUUCACAUGAAAGUAUUUGAUUUUCAUUUUCUUGUGUUAACUUAGAAACACAAAGUAAAAACACACAUGCUGACACCUGCUGACUGUGCUUACACGAGUGUUUUUAUCCAUUCCCACAGGAGAUAGAUCCCAUGAAAAGACAGUCAGUGUUAAGGGGCGAAAGGUAUCAUGGUUUAUGCCUCGAGAAGAAAAGGAAAAUAACUUGCAUUGUGUCAUUUUUCUACAGUGUCGAUAAGGGAUUUUUAGAUGUCUGUGUGAUGUUACAUAUCUAGUGGUCAUCUAAUGGUCAUCUGUAGAACAUAUAUAGUCACAUUUUGUUUUGACAGAUACCUUUGUUGAAAAGGUUGUUAUUGUGUUUCCAAUUUCAAGUGUGGCUUAAAAAUGUGUACAUUAUCAUGAAUCUUUUAAAUACAAAGAUCCCUAUGAGGCA
Messenger RNA from Condylura cristata (star-nosed mole), 5990 nucleotides. RefSeq names its product kelch-like family member 42 (gene KLHL42). The coding region runs from base 34 to 1533 and encodes 499 amino acids. Gene Ontology annotation, molecular function: protein binding. NCBI's taxonomy places the organism in Eukaryota, Metazoa, Chordata, Mammalia, Eulipotyphla, Talpidae. The record is from RefSeq and is a predicted model, not a curated record. The transcript has 3 exons.